AUGGGAUUGCUAGACAGACUUUCAGGCUUGCUUGGCCUAAAGAAGGAGGAGGUUCAUGUUUUGUGCCUUGGUCUGGAUAAUAGCGCCAAAACAACAAUCAUUAACAAACUUAAACCUUCAAAUGCUCAAUCACAAGAUAUAGUUCCAACCAGAGGAUUCAGCAUAGAGAAAUUCAAAUCAUCCAGUUUGUCUUUUACAGUGUUUGACAUAUCAGGCCAAGGAAGAUACAGAAAUCUCUGGGCACACUAUUAUAAAGAAGGACAAGCCAUUAUUUUUGUCAUUGAUAGUAGCGAUAGGUUGAGAAUGGUUGUGGCCAAAGAAGAACUUGAUACUCUGCUGAGCCAUCCAGAUAUUAAGCACGGCCGAAUACCAAUCUUAUUCUUUGCAAACAAAAUGGAUCUUAGAGAUGCAGUGACAUCUGUAAAAGUGUCUCAGCUGCUGUGUUUAGAGAACAGCAAAGGUAACCAUGGCAUAUUUGUGCUAGUGAAGCCAUAA
Messenger RNA from Neomonachus schauinslandi (Hawaiian monk seal), 495 nucleotides. Its product is annotated as ADP-ribosylation factor-like protein 6. The record is from RefSeq and is a predicted model, not a curated record. Gene Ontology annotation, cellular component: cytoplasm; axoneme. Gene Ontology annotation, molecular function: GTP binding; GTPase activity. Gene Ontology annotation, biological process: intracellular protein transport; cilium assembly; protein localization to cilium. The transcript has a single exon. Bases 1 to 495 code for a protein of 164 amino acids. NCBI's taxonomy places the organism in Eukaryota, Metazoa, Chordata, Mammalia, Carnivora, Phocidae.